AUGUCUGCCGAGGUGGCUGUAGUUCCAUCGGAGACAACAGUAUCUGGUGAUACUCCAAUUUCCGACUCUACCAGAACGAGAUUCAAAGCGCAAGGGAAGAAAAGAAAGCGAGCACCUAAGGCAUGCCUGUCAUAUCGCGCAAGAAAGGUGAGGUGCGAUGUAUCCCAACGGGGUCGGCCGUGCAUGAAUUGUUAUCUCGACAGUGAGAUGUGUGUCGCUACCAGCAGAGCUUCGAGACUGUCAGUUUUUGUUUCCAGGAUAUAUAUUCUCCUGCUGGGGAUCGUGGUCCACCUAAUUGGCGCCUUCAUCAGUCAACGUGCUCAGCACGACUGCGAGAGUUCUCAAGUCUCGUGCCCUUCUUUUGCUGCUCUGAAUACAUCCAAGAGGCCCUCAGCUGAGGAAGUCGUCAAGUCAAGGCCCGAUGGGCUCCCCAUGCUGAAUUUAGUAGAACAAAUUAAUAAUGUUGUGGACUUGGCCGGAAACGGGGCGCUUAUGAGUAACAAUGUGGACCAAGAUACGGAAACAGAAGCACAUGGUGAUAUCACCAAUGAAGGAGUAAGGUCAAAGAGACCAGGAGACGAAUUUCAGACAGCGGCACCUGCAUACGUGCGGCAGGGGCAUCACUACGCUGCCAUACCCAUCUUCUCUGCCACGACGCACCUCCUGCAACAUUCUAGGCAGAACACACUCAAGAGACUAUGGUGGUGCUGCAUCAUCCGUGGCCGCACACUGGGCCUGCUCAUGCGAAGACCUGUUCAGAUCAUGAGGGCCCAUUUCGACUUUGACGAGAACCCUACGCUUGAACUGGUCGGUUUGGCUGACGAAUUCGACAAGUCGAGGCUCUACCGGCCUGGAACCAAAAGGUUCCUGACCGAGAUUCUGGCACAGAUCGUCGAACUCUACGCCGUUUUGAUGUACAUUUCGAUGCUCGUCUUCCCGCUCGACGAUACCCCGGGUUGGGGCCGAGAAAUGAAGCCCGAGGACUCUGCACACGUUCGAGACUGUAGAUCCACCCUCAGGAGAUGCCGCCUGGUCCUCUGUCACCAUGAGGUUCUUCAUCUCGCCAUCCUACAGGUAGCACCGAGCGACAAGAACACCGUGUCAAGGGAUGUGUCCGUUAUAUACGAGAAUCAACACGAGCUGCAGGACGCUGCCUCGGGUGUCACUGAGUGCCUCAAGGAGUUUGUACAGCUCUGGCUUGCACGGUGGCUGCCUAUCUCGGCCGUUGCAUGCAUGACACUGCCCCUGGCGCUCAAUAUUCUAGAUGUGAAACUCUCGGCGAAUAAGAAAGAAAAGAACAAGACACUCGACUCAAACGUGGCAUCUGAUUCAAAACAGCACAGGCUCAACAUCCUCAUCGAGGCUAUGAGGACAUACCAACCUCAGUAUGACGGCGUUGACUGGGUCAGCGAGAUUGUUUGCCACAUUGCCUACCUGGCUCAGUUCGGCGGCAGGAACCAGGAGACUAGUGGGCUGCAGAAUGGAAUCAACGACUGGACCGACAUCAUUGCCUCUCAGCCGGGGUGGUAUCUCCGCCUGGCCCUGUCCCUGGACCUCAGUCUCAGCAAAAGCAGGCUGCCCGAGGACGGGGACUUUCCCGUCAGCCUCCGAGGACUGUUCACCGGGAGGUUCAGUCCGCUGAAGCCGCAUAUCGGUAGUACCUACGGGGUCAGUAAUAACGGCAAAAACUCUUCAUCAUUGAUAUAUCAGGGACGAGCUCGCAAUAGUGACCUGUCUGAUGAUUCUCAACCGUCAUCAUCGGAAUCACUCUCAGACUUGCAGAACCGCUCCCACAUGACAGUGACUGAAGCCCCUACGAGUACGAACACCCUUUCGUCCGAGGGACUGGGCAUGUUCGCCGUUGGCGAUUCAUCACCCAGCACAAGCAAUGAAUUUUGGGGGCUGUACAUGGACGGACUCUUGCCCGACAUACCGGAGCAAUGGAUUGAGAAUCUAUGG
This is a messenger RNA of Geosmithia morbida, 1959 nucleotides long. Its product is annotated as Fungal specific transcription factor domain. The record is from RefSeq and is a predicted model, not a curated record. The transcript has 3 exons. NCBI's taxonomy places the organism in Eukaryota, Fungi, Ascomycota, Sordariomycetes, Hypocreales, Bionectriaceae. The annotation marks the transcript as partial. Gene Ontology annotation, biological process: regulation of DNA-templated transcription. Gene Ontology annotation, molecular function: DNA-binding transcription factor activity, RNA polymerase II-specific; zinc ion binding.